GAGAAUUGAGUCCUAAGAUAUAUAAUUGACCGUAAUUUCCUUAAAAAACUCAAUUGUUAUAAGACAAUAAUGUAGAAAAAACGAAUCUGAAAAAGCAAAUUCUGCAUAAGACAAAUGUCUAGUAGUCUUUCAACACAUGUCCAGAUUAGCUCAAAAAUCCACAUGCGAUGACUUUUAAGAAAACAGUUCAUGUUCGGGGCAUUCUGUCAUGUUCUAACAUUUUCUGAUCUGUCCCUGUUUUUGUGCUGUAACGUCCCGCAUUCUCCUUUGUCGUUUAGCAUUUGAUGCGCCACUAACGUUGACACGUGGUUGGACUUUUUAGGACAAAAGAGCAUCACGCAUCUUGUCAUCGACACGUCAAGUCCACGUGUCAUAACAGUUUCUUCAACUAGGCCGCUGUUCUGGAUUCCUUUACAUUACUUGCCGUCGUUGUAUGAUGUCCACGUUGAACAACCCACUUGUCUAAAUUGAUUGUCAUUUUUUUGGGUUUUUUUUUGAAGGGAAGGAGACGCUACCCUACAUGGGGCCACGUCCGCCGGUGGGGAUUCACCGCUACAUUCUGGUGCUGUUCAAGCAGAAGAGCCAGUUGGGGGUGGUGGAGCAGCCUACAUCACGGGCUAACUUCAACACUCGUCUGUUUGCCGAGCAUCUGAGCUUGGGCCUGCCUGUGGCUACUGUCUAUUUCAACGCUCAAAAGGAGCCGGCCGCCAAACGCCGUUGAAGGCAGUGGGGGGCCCUGGGGGCUUGGUGGCUGUAUAAAUACAUAUGGACGUCGUUAAAGUCCGCUGCUUUUUGAAGUUUUAUUGCAUGUUUUCAGUUGUGUGUAGUAUACAUGCAUGUGUGUGUAUAUCCAUAUAUAAAUAUAUGAGCCCGGUGUAAUAAUCUUGCGAAGGUAAAUAUAUAUAGAUACAGGAUUGUAAUACUUCGUAUGGUAAAUUUUUCCUA
Molecule: messenger RNA, 945 nt
Organism: Rubroshorea leprosula
Lineage: Eukaryota; Viridiplantae; Streptophyta; Magnoliopsida; Malvales; Dipterocarpaceae
Source: the annotation of a GenBank genome assembly